This is a messenger RNA of Diachasmimorpha longicaudata, 4341 nucleotides long. Its product is annotated as titin homolog. The record is from RefSeq and is a predicted model, not a curated record. Lineage: Eukaryota; Metazoa; Arthropoda; Insecta; Hymenoptera; Braconidae. The transcript has 3 exons. The coding region runs from base 107 to 2056 and encodes 649 amino acids.
GGGGGGGACGUCCGACGCGGGUUUCGAGGUUAUAAACAUGUAAACUCUGAGAAACAUUGGUUUAGAAGUGUUAUUGAGAGUUUACCGGGAUUGUUGUGAAGGGACAAUGAGUGAUGUGAAGGGAAGACUGAAGAAAUCAGUGUCCAGGGAUGAGGUAUCAAGCACUAACUCCAGUACGUCGUCGUUUUCGUCUGAUGAGGGCAGUGACAGCGAUGGUGACUUGAAGCCCAUCAAGGACUACUUAGACAAUCGUACAGAAGUGGCAAAACAAUUAUUUAAAUCCGUGAAAAUUGAAAAACUCAGGAUGAUGUUGCCACAGGUUCUCAAGAAAAUGGAGCUGAGAGAAUUGGAGGAGUGGUGUGCGAGCGAGUUGUGUGGUAUGUCAAAAGCCCGAAUACUAUCAAUAUUGAAUGCUACCCCAAUGUCAGGUUCCUCCGAUACAAGUGAUUCCGAUGAUUCCGGUCCUUCAUUGGAGAUCAUAUCAGACACAGAAGAGUGGCUCACUGAUGACGAUACCAACGUCAAGCAGGAGCCCCUGUCGCCUGGCUCAAAAUCAAAAAAAUUGAAAAAGCGCAAAAGCAAACCUCCAGGUAAGCAACCUCCGGAGAAAGACAAACCCCGUAAAGGGAAAACUCGUGCUCAAGAGCCUGAAAAUAUCAAGAUAAAAAAAGAGAAGAAUGAACCUCCAAAGCAAGAAGGAGAGAGCCUUCUGGACCUCCUGGAGCUGGAGAUGCGAGCUCGAGCUAUCAGAGCACUGAUUCGUAAGGAAGAGGACAUCAUCCCCAAUGCAGAUUCCGAACAGAGGAUGGCCUCCAACAAGACUGCAUUGAAGACAACUCUAAAUUCAGUUUUAAACGCGAAAAGUAAAACCGUGGGAGAAAGUUCGAGGGCACUCGCAUCAAUAGAGACAUCUGAGACUCUAGUUGAAAAAAUUGGUGAGGACGAGGACGUAGUGCUCCUCGUGAAACCUACUCCGACGAUUGAACUGAUAUCGAGUGACAGUGAAUCAGAGAAUAUAAAUGAGCGAGUGAAUAAGAAACUGGAGAAUGAACGAGCUUCGGAGAAGACUCUCAGGGACACUAUUCCCCCACGUGUUGUUGAAUUGGAGACUGCGAAGAGUGUAGAAAUACAUAAAACACUAGCAAUAACUGAAGAUCUUGGGUCUACGGGGAGUUGUGACCCUCAGUAUGAGAUUAAAGAAGCUGCAGUUGGAUCAAACGAAUCGGCAGAGACGGUAAAGCAAACAUUGAGAAAAUUAAAGAGAAGACGGCAGAUACGAACCAGAAGUGAGCCCCUCUCUGAAUGUCCUGAAGCAACAGAUGUCAUAUUAGAGGUUGCAAAUACGAACAAGGAAUCUGAGUCACUUGAGGAGGGGGAAUUUGAUUCAUCUGAGGAGAUGAAAAUUGAGGGAGGAAAGCAGAGAGCGGAAAAAUCUGGGGAGAAAACUGUUCCUCAGAGUGAUGAUAAAUUGAGGGAGUAUGAGGAAAUAAUAGAUCUGGAUGAUUAUCCUGAUGACAUGUACAAUAUUGAACCGGAGGAGAAUGUCUCUCAGGUUGACGAGAAAUUAAAGAAAAUAGAGGUGUCGAAGGAUAAGACAGCUGAGAAGGGGGGCGAGGGGUCAGCGGAAACAUGGGCAAGUCGUUAUUACCAGACCGACAGUGUUCAGAAUGUAAUUAAAGAAUCUAAAAUUCAAUCGGAGAUAAGAAAACGCCUGCGAGAACGACAGAGGCUAUCCAAAUUGAAUAAUUCACCUAAGGAACCUCUGAAAGUAAACGAGGAUAAUGAUGCGAAAGAUAAAUUCAAACCAACUGGCUCUGUUGACGAGUACUUUGCACUGAAGGGCUCUACUAACAGUGCUGAUAGUAAUUUAUCUCCGUCUCAAAGUAGUGAAACUAAAAACAGUGAUGAAGGUCAAGUUGGUGGGAGGGUGGAAGUUACUGGCGGUAAAGAGGAAGUUAUUGCUCCUUCUGCCUCGUCCUCGUCAUCGAAGAACAUGGCGGAGGAAAAGGUGGGGGAAUCAAUUACUACGAAUCUAAUAAGGGAUGAUCAACUAUAGAUAUAUUUUUCGUUGUGAAAAAAUGGGUACUUUUAUUACAUGUUAAUCGACCCGCUGAUCGUAACGAUUGUGCGCGAAGACGUAAGUGGAUUGUGUUACACGUAAUAUACUUGAAGAACUCAGACUAGAAAGUCACAGUGCAUAAUACGUGGAUCAUUCAUUAUUACUUUCUCAUGGUAAUGGCAGUUUUUUUUUUAAAUGGAAAAUGCAAUGUGUUACGGGGACAAUGGUUUAUAUUCUCGAAGGAAGCAUUACUAAUGUUCUUACAUUUUUGUGACGGUCUGAAUGUGUUGCAAUUUAGUUCACUAGUAAUUAUGUCUAGCAGUAAUCAGAUCUUGGUACUCUUUCCAUUGACAGAUACUUGCUAUGACUUACUAUGAAUCGCCAUGACUUGUCGGAUCGCAACAAUUUAAAAAGACAAUGGCGUGUCCCAUUAGAUUACCUUCACAGCUAUCGUGGCCAACAUAAUUUUCGAAUUUACUGAUAAAAAAAUUAUCUCCGAGAGGGGAUUUCUAGGGUUAAUAAAUUUUCUCGCUUGAACAAUGCCAGAGGAGUUCUGAUAUCUCUUCGUUUACGGCCUAAAUCGUUCACAAUUGGAAUUUGCCAUACCUCGUUGGCCGUUCUCUAUCAGCGAACGUUCCAAUGUCUUGGCAAUACUGCGAUGCCAGAUAUCGGUGAUGAUGUUGGCUACCUUUUCGAAUAAUCCUGACCACGGUCCGAAACCCGUGAGGCUUACUUUGAUGUCUCCAAUUUUAACGAUUUUAAUUUUCUCGAUUUUUUGAACGCAGGGCCUUUGUGAAUAAUCGACAGAUACCGCGGUGUCCAAUUUGAUUCCAUCAACAGUCACAUUGAGUUGACCAUUUACAUUAACAAGAUUUUGUUUUGAUACAUUAUCAUCAUUGUUGGCAGCAUUUUUAAGGUUUCGAACAGUUGACCGUUGAGGAGUAAAUUUGUAUUGCGGAAAUUCCAAUUCUAUAAGUGGUAGUUUAAAACCCAUUGUGAGCUUGAAUUUUUCGCCAAUUUUCGUCAUAUUUAGAUCGGUAUAUCUACGGAGUUUCGUCAGGCCACUGCAAUAAUAAGACGUAUAAUAAUACAAUUAACGGGGAAAUUAAUGAAUUAUUCGUGAAUGAGAUUAUUCUCACCGAAACUUUCCACCCCUUAUCUCCAGAGUGUAGAUACCAGAUGAACCUCUGUGUGUAAUGUUUGGCAAAAUCAGUGCACCAUCCUUAUCCAGAGCAUUGCUCACCGUGUUGUUUAGGACUAAAUCAAUAAUUUUAUUUGUGAAGUCCUAAAAUGUUAGAUUUUGUUAUUUAAAGCAUUAUCUUCGUGGGUUAUAUGAGAUAUAGAUAUUCAAAGUCUUAUCAAAUGACCUGAAAUGGCCCGAAAUCGAGUCUAACCCCGUGCUCGUCAGGUUUUAUUUCCGUCAAGGAAGCAGGCUUUCCGGGGGGUAAGCAAAAUUUCCUGUUGUUUGAAUCUUGGACUGAUUUUUUUAAAUCGAUUCGCUCAAAAUCCUUGCAAACGUGGUACUCGAGACAUGUUUCUGCGAAUCUUCUAAUAUUGUUCCUCGCAAUUACAGAAGUAGAUAAUCUAAGGAAAGAGGCCAGGAAAAAUGAAAUUUCAAUCUUCCAGAAUGUAUCACGGUUUCGAAAACUGUUCCUUUCAUCUUGUACAUAAAAUAUUUCUUAUGGACUUACAAUUUCGAUCUUAAAUUACGUCUCAUGGUCUUGUUCCAGAUAAUUGCUAGUCAAUUUUUUUUAUCAGAAUUUAUUUUUUCUUGUCAUGAUCACGUUAACGUUUCGACGGAUAAUGUAAAAAUUGAGGCUUACCGUUCUGCGUCAGGAAGCAGCAAAAUUAAUCGGCAAUCGGAAAUUACGUGGGUAAUAUUAUCGAGCGGUUCUAGUCGUGCACUUCCCGUUAAUAUUUCGUUGAAAGAGGCUUUGAAUUUUUCACGCUUUGAGUAGUUUUCCACAGGGCCAACGUCUUUUGCGUAGAAACCUUCAUUACAGCUACAUUAGUAUAUCUUUUUAUCACAUUACGCUGAUGUGUACUUACCCGCCAUGUUGACGGUCACAUCCUUUCCCCAAAAAGUAAUGAAUCCCUUCUCUUCAUGUCCAUAUAACUUCAGAUGAUCGUAAUCUAGGUCCACUUCAAGUUGGACAUUAGAAAUAUUCCUCGUAGAAUUUGAAUACCGGUCCAAAGUAAAGUUACCAUGCCAUUUGCAUUCUGGAAUUACAAUCAAUUCUAUGUUCAAUCUGCGAUAAUAAAAAUCAAUAACAAAUCAGAAA